Malurus melanocephalus (red-backed fairy wren) is the source of this 602-nucleotide messenger RNA. It is a transcript of the gene GTF2H5, whose product is annotated as general transcription factor IIH subunit 5. The transcript is spliced from 3 exons. The record is from RefSeq and is a predicted model, not a curated record. Bases 167 to 382 code for a protein of 71 amino acids. Gene Ontology annotation, biological process: nucleotide-excision repair; transcription by RNA polymerase II; nucleotide-excision repair, preincision complex assembly. NCBI's taxonomy places the organism in Eukaryota, Metazoa, Chordata, Aves, Passeriformes, Maluridae. Gene Ontology annotation, cellular component: transcription factor TFIIH core complex; transcription factor TFIIH holo complex.
AAGCACUUCCGCCGGCCGGGAAGCGGCGGGGAGAAGAGCGGUGUGAGGGAUUGGAUUGCCGGGGAAAGCUCUCUGUCUGCSGCGGAGAUUUCCUGUGAUCGCCAGUGCGAGCUAAAGCAAGGGUUGUUCUUGCCGGCUCCUCAGCUUUCGUAAGAGAACCGAGAAGAUGGUGAAUGUUCUGAAAGGUGUUCUGGUUGAGUGUGACCCAGCAAUGAAGCAGUUUUUGCUCUACUUGGAUGAGUCAAAUGCUUUGGGAAAGAAGUUCAUCAUACAAGACCUGGAUGAAACUCAUGUCUUUGUAUUAGCUGAGUUGGUCAACUUCCUCCAGGAGAGAGUGGGCGAGUUAAUGGACCAGAAUUCGUUUCCAAUUACUCAGAAGUGAGAGAAAACAGAGAAAUGACAUAACUGCAAGUUUUGGAACAAUGAAUUUCAAUAGCUUGGGUUGUUACUGUUUUAAUAGAUAACACUGUGGCUUUUGAGUUCUACAUAGAAGUGGCUACUCUAGUAAAUGCAUCAUUUUCGUAGACAAAAUUGUCUGGAAUUGGAUUUUGUUUCUUGUUUUGAAAGGCUGUGGUAUCUUUAUUAAAAUGCUUAAAAUUAUA